This is a messenger RNA of Phyllotreta striolata, 4347 nucleotides long. NCBI's taxonomy places the organism in Eukaryota, Metazoa, Arthropoda, Insecta, Coleoptera, Chrysomelidae. The record is from the annotation of a GenBank genome assembly.
AUGCUGAGUCCUAAGAUGCAAAGAACCAUCCGGGUGAACGAGAAUCAGCUUAUCAUGCUCUCCGAAAGGGCCCACUACGAUCACUCGCAAGCUGGGUAUCUGCACAAAAGAUCAGCGGAUAGCAACAAAUGGCAGAUGAGAUGGUUCGUACUCUAUCAGAAUCUGCUGUUCUACUACGACUCGGAGAGCUGUCAUCGUCCAUCGGGCAUCCUGAUGCUGGAAGGCUGCUACUGCGAGAGACUCAUCACGACGGGGAGCGCAUCGAAAUCGAAAGACGGCUCCGAGAGACAGUUCUGCUUUGCGAUAUCCUACAGAAAAGAUAAUAUCAGACAAUACGAAUUAAGGGCUCUAAACGAAAUGGACUGUAAAAACUGGAUAGAAGCUAUUAGAGAAGCCAGCUUCAACAAAUUAUUGCUGCAAAAGGAGGAACUGGAACAGAAACAUUUGCAUCUACUCCAAAUCGUGGAAUCCGAGAAAACAGCGAAAUGGCAAUACACAUUGCAAUGCGAAGAACUCGCGACGGAAAUCAAGAAACUCCGAGCAGAGUUGUUUGCUUUAAAAAAGGAAUGGAAGCCCCUGGCUCACCACACGUCCAGCGGCAGCCUGUCCUCGACGCAAGGCUCGUCCAGUUCCUGCGUCAGCGGCCACUUCGCCAACCUGGACCAGGACUCGAUCGAGCUCCGCAAGAUCAAGAAGGUGCAGAGCUUCUUCAGGGGCUGGCUGUGCAGGAGGCGGUGGAAGCAGAUCGUCGAGCAGUACAUCAAGAGCCCGCACGCCGAGAGCAUGCGCAAGAGGAACAGCCUGGUGUUCAGGAUGGUCGAGGACGAGGAGGAGUACAUGGAGCAAAUGGAGGUGCUGGUCACCUGUUUCUUGAGGCCCUUCAAGAUGGCGGCGUCUUCGAAGAAGCCGCCUUGCACGCACGAGGACGUCAAUUCCAUAUUUUUGAACAGCGAGACCGUCCUGUUCCUGCAUCAGAUAUUCCUGAAAGGGCUCACUGCUAGGAUGGAAAGCUGGCCGACGCUUGUUUUAGGUGACCUAUUCUCAAUGCUGCUUCCAAUGUUAAGUAUUUACCAAGAAUACGUUAGAAACCAUCACUAUUCACUGCAAGUUUUGACCGAAUGCAAGCAGUCAAUACCAUUUUCAACUCUGCUGAAGCGACUGGAAAGCAAGCCGGCAUGCCGCGGGAGAUCUUUGGAAACAUUCCUAACUUAUCCCAUGCACCAGGUUCCCCGUUACAUUAUAACGCUACACGAGCUGCUAGCGCACACUCCUCACGACCACGUUGAGAGGAAAAGUUUACAGAACGCCAGGCAACAGCUCGAAGAUCUUUCCAGGCAAAUGCACGAUGAAGUUUCUGAAACGGAAAAUUUGCGGAAAAAUCUGGCAGUCGAACGAAUGAUCGUGGAAGGCUGCGACAUACUGCUCGACGUUAACCAGGUUUUCGUCCGUCAAGGUUCUUUGAUUCAGUUGCCCAACGAUAAAUCGAAACCCAUUAAAAGCAAACUUACUUUCAAAUCGCCGGAGAACAAGGAAGUCGUCCGUCAAUGCUUCUUGUUUUCCAAUCACCUGAUCAUAGCUACGAGAACAUCCAGCGGAAAACUCCAUUUGGUUCCGGACGUUGGAAAAGUCCCUUUGGCCGAUUCCCUUCUGAUUGAAGAUCCAUCUGAAAGCCUCGACGAAGAUGUUUCCAGCCACUCCGCAGCCAGUGAAGCUUCAGCCGUUACUUCAACCUAUCAAAACAGAGAUUUCAAGAUAAUCAUCGAAACGAAAAGCUCACCACACACAUCAUUGAAAGCAGCUUGUACUCAACUGUCGGUGCACCUGUUAGCUUCUUCGAUGCAAGAAAAAGCCGCUUGGAUCUCGGACAUAAUCCAGUGCUUGGACAAUGUCCAAUUCAACGACAUGAUACGCCCGGCCACGCACGACAGCAGCUCGAUCAGCCUCCCUCAGUCGCUAAAAAACGAUCCGAAACUGUUCAAAGACGAAGCAGACAUCAGAUUCAGCCGCACGCUGAACUCCUGCAAGGUUCCGCAGAUAAGAUACGCCACUCCGGAAAGGCUGCUGCAAAGGCUUACUGACUUGAGGUUUCUGUCGAUAGAUUUCUUGAACACUUUCUUGCUGACCUACAGGGUUUUCACGGACGGCAUAACGGUGCUGGAGGCCUUGAAGAGGGUGUUCUACAGCAUCGACGCGGACCCGCACGAGGCGCUGCCGCUGGAAAGCCAAAGUAAGGACGAAAGUACCACGCAUCUGUUCGAUGAGCGCAGAAGGAGCAGCUUCUCGCCGCGGAGAACUAGCGGCGCUAGUUCCGUGUCCGGAUACGGAUCUGAAAUGAGCGACAGGGACAGAUCCCACAGUUACGAUUCGCAGGGUUACAAAGUUUGGAAAGCGACUUUGGAAAAAUACGAAGAGGAAUCGCAGGAAUCCGAAAAAGACGCGGAGAAACCGAGGAUUGUCAAGAGUCCAACGAAAAUGGGCGACACUCUGGCCCUGCCCGGCUCCAAAACUAUAUCCAUAAGAGUGGACAAGUCUAAAAUUACCGAAGAAAUUAAAUUGCUAAAAAUACCCAAAGUUACAGCAUCCAGUAGUAGUGAAACUUUAACAGACGCAACAGUCGUAAGUGCGCCUUGCUCGCCGAGCAAUUUGAGCUCAGUAACGCUCGUCGGUUCCUCGCCAUCUGAUAACGGUAUCGUCGAGACCGCUGAAAAGGAAAAAGAAACGUCCAAGUCGUCGCUGAAAAAAUCCUCCCCUAAAAUGUCUCCAACGAAACCGGCGACUCAGCCGCAGACGGGCAAAUCGACAAAACCCUCUCCGACUAAAUCGGCCAUUAAAACUCUGUCUCCAACCAAGGACCAGGGACGGCACGACCACCAGAAAAGACCGUCCGUCACCUUGAAGAGCGACGAUAAGUUCAAAGGGGUGCAAAGAGGUGUUUCAGUGGAAUCCGAGGAUCAAUCCGACGAGCACGUAUCGUCUUACAGUCACAGCCACAGGGCUUCUUGCAGUUCAUCCAGAUCCGCCAGCAUUUCCACCACCACAGGCGUCUUGCAAUCGUUCUUUCAGAGUUACUACGGCGUGAGGAGAUCGAUGCAAGACGGCGACACCUCCACGGCCAGGUCGAGCUUCCAGCACGAAAUCACGCAAAGACCCAGCCGGGCCGGCGUCGUCAUCACAUCUUUUCGACAAUCCAAGCGAAGAAGCAGCACUUCGAGCGCUGCGGCCGCCUUCGCCAUCGCCACCUCCGGCUCGAGCAACCCCAGGGACAUCUCCCCGGGCAAGGACCAGGAGGAGUACAACGCGGAGCGGGCGAGGCACAAGGAAUCGGUCAUAUCGUCGGCUUGCACGAUGAGAGUGCUGAACGUGCUCAGGCAUUGGAUAUCCAAACACGCGCAGGAUUUCGAGAACGACCAUCGCCUCAAGACCAUGACAAUAGAAUUUUUAGAGGACAUUAUUUACAGCCCGAACUUGCUGCCUGCCGAGCACAAGGCCGCGGCGCAGCUGUUGAGAUUGCUGACCAAGGAAGACCCGGAUGGUUCCAAGCUCGAUUUGAGGAGAUUGCUAACCCCGACUGCGGUGCCGACUAAAGAAUCCAUUGAGACACUAUCCGCUUUAGAAAUAGCGGAGCAAUUGACGUUCAUCGAUCAUCAAAUAUUCAUUUGCAUUUCUAGCGAUGAAUUUUUGGGGCAGGCCUGGAUGAAAUCGGAGAAAGACAAGAAAGCCCCCCACAUAAUAAUGAUGACCAAAAGGUUCAACGACGUUUCGAGACUGGUUGCAUCGGAGAUAUUAAGACGUAAGUCGAUAACGCAAAGGGUGGCUGCUAUAGAAAAAUGGGCUGCGGUCGCGGAUAUUGCUAGAUGUCUGCAUAACUUCAACGGUGUCUUGCAAAUAUGUUCUGCUUUUACUAACACGGCUAUAUUUCGCUUGAAAAAAACUUGGGAGAAGGUGUCGAAAACAACCAAGCACACCAUCGAAAAGUUGCAGAACGUUGUAUCGUCAGACGGACGGUUCAGGUCUCUCAGAGAUGCCUUGCAUCGAUGUGAUCCACCCUGUAUACCGUACCUUGGAAUUUAUUUAACUGAUUUGUCUUUUAUAGAAGAAGGUACGCCUAAUUUUACGUCGGAGGGUCUUCUGAAUUUCGCUAAAAUGAGAAUGAUCGCUCACGUGAUUCGCGAAAUUCGCCAUUUUCAACAAACACCGUACAAAAUCGAGCUUAUACAGAGAGUGGCCAAUUAUCUAUUGGACACCUCGAUUGUAAUGGACGACGAAUUGCUGUACAAUACUUCCCUGGAAUUGGAACCGAGGACUUCGAGAUUGGUCUCGCAAUCAUCUACGACUACUCUUAAAUAA